AUGCGAUAACCAUGCUGGAUCUCUUCGCACCUAUUAAAUGCCUCUUGCGGCAAGAGCCCGUUCAUGUCGACAAUGUGGUGUUCAGACUGCACUCGCGCGUCACCGUUCUUUUGCUGCUCGUUUGCACCAUUCUCGUAACCGCCAAGCAAUACAUCGGCGAGCCGAUUUCUUGCAUGACCGACAGUUCUAUCGACAAAGAACCCGUGAAUGCGUAUUGCUGGAUCUACAGCACGUUCACGGUAAUCCGACAUCUGAAAGGUGUUCCAGGACGCGGUGUAGCGAGCGCCGGUGUAGGGCAGGCUCUUCCGCGCGACGAAGCCCAUCAUCAUCGAUAUUAUCAGUGGGUUUGCUUUGUUCUCGGCUUGCAAGCGAUUCUUUUUUACGUGCCGCGCGCCUUGUGGACCAUUUGGGAGAGAGGCACCAUAGGUCUUCUCUCGCGAAAUCUCGAGACGCCGUUCCUGGGGGAGGUAUGGACCGCGGAGAGAAAGCGACAGCUCGUCGAGUAUUUUACCCGGACGAAUCUGCACAGUCACAAUUUCUACGCCAUACGUUUCUUUGUGUGCGAGCUCUUAAACUGUUUAAAUUCAAUGGGACAGAUAUACGCGCUGGAUGUGUUUCUGGAGGGACAGUUCAGACGAUACGGUCCGCUGGUGAGCGCGUUCGUCGCGGAGAAAAAUCCUCACGACAGGAUCGACCCGAUGGCGCGAUUAUUCCCGAAGGUGACCAAGUGUACAAUUCACACCUUUGGGCCGGCAGGAUCCGUUCAAACGCACGACGCGCUCUGCGUGUUGCCGUUGAACGUAGUGAACGAGAAGAUCUUUGUCGUUCUGUGGUUCUGGCUCGUGUUUCUCGCGUGCGUCGGUUGUCUGGCGGUAAUCUACAGGUACACGGGGUGGUGCUGUAUACAUGUGAUCGUGGUUUUCUCUCAACGUUGGACGAGAGUUUACCUUCUGCGAGGCGCGGUUCGCGUGCUCGAGAGAUCUAAGGCCGAGUGUGUCGUACGAGUAUUCCACUUUGGCGAUUGGUUCCUGUUGUACCAACUCGCACAGAACGUCAAUCCUAUCGUGUACAGAGAGCUGGUUAACGAGAUAGCGGAAGCCUUCGCGCGCAAGAGUUUCGCGGACUUCGUCUAGAUCCCCCUCGUCCUAAGUAGUAUUACGCGAAACUCAAUUUACGAAGCUCACGAAUGUUCUUAUAUAGAAAUAAACAUUUAAGCAGAUAUAUAUAUAUAUAUAUAUACCCUGGAAUUAAAUACCUCGCA
Pseudomyrmex gracilis is the source of this 1261-nucleotide messenger RNA. RefSeq names its product innexin inx2-like. Gene Ontology annotation, biological process: phototransduction. The coding region runs from base 12 to 1133 and encodes 373 amino acids. Gene Ontology annotation, cellular component: gap junction; plasma membrane. Lineage: Eukaryota; Metazoa; Arthropoda; Insecta; Hymenoptera; Formicidae. The record is from RefSeq and is a predicted model, not a curated record. Gene Ontology annotation, molecular function: gap junction channel activity. The transcript has 5 exons.